AUGUCAGAUGAUGCUGCCAAAGCCACCAUCACCAAUGUGGAUAUGGCAGUGGUGAACACUGAGCUCUCCCAAAAUGAAGGGGAAUUGUCCCCUGUUCAUGUUGUUGAGGAAUACACCUUUGUAUCAGACCACAGCACACACAAGACCUUGCAAAUUGCCCUCUCCCAGGAGGAAUUAGACCUUGCAGGUAAUUUUCUGCAUGACCUGUGCCAAGAAUGCCUUUCCUCUACCAUAGCUGAACUGGCGCCACAGACUGUGACACACCACAGUCCAUGUGCUUCUUCCCUGCCUGGUGAUGAGCAAGUGAUGCUCCAAGAAAGCAGUCCUUUCAGGAAGCAUACACUCUCUGCUAGCGCUUCUUUAACUUCUGAGGCCAAGAGAUAUUGUGGAGACCAUCCACUACCAGAUGUUGGUAUGUCCCCCUCAUCUGCCCCAGAGGUCCUGGAGGACACUCAUUCAUCAAUGGAUAGGAUUCAAAAUGCUGUCACAGUUUCAUCCACACCCAUACCCCAACCACUUUCUCAGUUAUAA
This is a messenger RNA of Suillus subaureus, 531 nucleotides long. RefSeq lists its product as uncharacterized. The transcript is spliced from 2 exons. The coding region runs from base 1 to 531 and encodes 176 amino acids. The record is from RefSeq and is a predicted model, not a curated record. NCBI's taxonomy places the organism in Eukaryota, Fungi, Basidiomycota, Agaricomycetes, Boletales, Suillaceae.